AUGCCUUGCGCUCGCCGUGCGCUGUGCGCCGCUGCGGCGGCGGCCGCGGCGUGCUGGGCCGCCGCCGCCUUCGUGAUCCCUGGCGGCCUGGCCUCCCGCGCGGGAGCCCUGCCCGCGGGUCGCGCCGGCGCCGCGCGGGAGCCCGAGGCCUCGGGCUUCGGCGCGGCCGCCGCGGUCGCGUUCAUCGGCGCGCACGCUGGGCUCGCGGCGGCCGUCUACGGCCGCUCCGCCAGGAGGGCCGAGGGCAAGUACUCCGAGUCCGCGGUCGACGCCAAGCUCUUCGAGCAGGUGUACCUGGACUACACCACCGAGUACCUCAAGGGCCCCAUGUACGCGCACAGGGAGAAGGCGCAGGGCGCCCGCCCCGACUAUCCCGGCAACCCGCUCUACAAGAACGGCAAGAUGACGAGCAACGUCACGGGCAACCUGAAAACGUUCAGCUCCAAUGAGCUCAUGUACCUGUCCAUGCUGUUCUUCGGCAUCGGCCUGUACGGCAACCUUCAGUUCCUGUACUUCGACCCUCAGUUCCCCAGGGUCGACUCUGGCCUCAACUUCAACGUGUCCUACAUCGUGGAGUCCCUCUUCCUGCCGAUGUCCUUCUUCUUCCACAUCGCGUGCUACAUCCAGCGGAAGAACGGCAAGUGA
Prorocentrum cordatum is the source of this 645-nucleotide messenger RNA. NCBI's taxonomy places the organism in Eukaryota, Dinophyceae, Prorocentrales, Prorocentraceae. The record is from the annotation of a GenBank genome assembly.